AUUCAUUUCACAAAUUUAAAAACUGAUAAUGGAAAAGGAGAGCUGCUGUAUAACUGCUAUAUCAAAUUAUUCCUUACCAACGCACAUUUUAUGGCAGCACAGGAGGAGGCCAUUCAGCUCAUUGUGUCUUGGCCAGCUUUUUGAGCAGUUUAUCUGGUAUAAUUCUCCAGCCUUCUUGACAUUGUUUCUCUUCAGGUUUGUGUGAUUGAAAGUGUGCCGUGGUAUGACGACUACUAACAAGGGAAACAAGGCCUUAAAGGUGAAGCGGGAGCCAGGUGAAAAUGGAGCCAGUCUCACAGAUCAGGAGCUUGUCUCUAUGUCCGUUCGAGAAUUGAACCAACAUCUGCGGGGCCUAACUAAAGAAGACAUUAUCCGGCUGAAGCAGCGUCGCAGAACACUCAAGAACCGUGGCUACGCAGCCAGCUGCCGAGUCAAGAGGGUAACUCAGAAGGAGGAAUUGGAGAAGCAGAAAGCAGAACUUCAGCAAGAGGUAGAGAAGCUGGCAUCUGAGAAUGCCAGCAUGAAAUUAGAGCUGGAUGCCCUGCGAUCCAAGUAUGAGGCCUUGCAGAGCUUCGCCAGGACCGUAGCCAGAGGACCUGUCAUGCCGGUUAGAGGUCCGAUCACCUCUGCCAUUGGGCCCAUUAUGCCAGGCAAAGUGGCUACCACCAGUGUCAUCACAAUAGUCAAAUCCAAAACCGAUGCAAGAUCUUAGUACAUACUGCUGUAGACACAGGCCAGAGACAAACUAGUUUGUAAUAAAACUGGUCAAUUCAUGGAGUUAAAUACAAUGGUUGAAAAAAAUACUCGUUGGCCACCAUACCACACCCCAUCAGAAAAAAAGCAAGUUUUUCCACAUGAUCACCAGGCUGUGUGGCAAGUUGGUGAAUUAGCAAAGCACUUGUUACAAGAUCAACCUCAUUCUAUCAUAGAAACCAACCUCGUGUUUGGCUUCUGUAAUGUUCAGGCUUUCAAUUUUGUCCAUCUUUUGGACAAUUCCUAUAGACUUCUUGCAGUCUUAACUGAGUGAAAUCCAAAAUGAAAAGAAGGUCACUCAUUUAUUGCAACACCAAAAUUCUUACUGAGUUCAUAACAUAACCACAGUGAAUAAAAGGGAGGCCUUCAUUAAUUUGGAAGAUCUUGCCACUCGACAGCAUUUCAAACAGACCAAAUUAUGGUAGCUCUACAGCCACCAUUAAAGGGCAAGCCUGUUGAUUUUUUUUCCUCUUUGCAAUGUUUGCUCAAGUUUCAACAAAAAUAAAAAUGUGCAUUUUGGAUGGAGACAUCAUGACAUGUUUAACUUGGAUUUGCUUACUUUUUCAGUUUGAUUAUAAAGGGACUGUCGGUACAGUUUUUUUUAUAAAAUUGGAAGGUUUUAUUUCUGAUCUGAAACCUUGUGGCUAACUUUGUGCAUUGACCAGUGAACAGCUUCUCAUAUUCAUGCACAUCUGAACACGGUGUACCGUAUCACCAUGGAGUAAGGUAGUUCAAAUGACCUGUUCAUAUGGUUAAGUAUUCCUUUCUAUUCAUGUACUACUGGGUCUUUCUUGGAAAAAAAUUAUAGCACAAAUUAGAAAUGUUGAUUUUAAUUUGUACAUUUUUUAAAAAAAAACCAUCAUUGGAAGAAGACAGUGCGCAACAUUUAAAAACAUGCAGAGAUGGGAGGAGGCAGAAUUAAUAGCACCCUUUGUAACACUAUAUAAGCUGUUACAGAAACCCUGCCAUCUGCUUAUCACUAGCCAGUGAAGGCAGUGGAAUGUCAGUCUGACUGUAUAAUAAGCUUUUGAUUAUUUGAAAUGUGCAGUCUUCAUAACAAAGCUCAAUUCUUGGUGGCUUUGGAUUCUUUGAGAUAAAUGGCUUAUGGUGAUCCUAUCUCUUUCUCUGAUCUUCUAUUUAUAGUUUAUUCAUUAUGUCAUGUAUAAAUGUUGAAUAAUUUACAGAUAGAACUCAGAAGUCUGGUGUUUAAAGUUUACAGAUUUAAUGAAAUCUUUUCCACAAUGUGGUGUUUAAAUGUAUGAAUUCAACAGUUGUAUAAUACUGUGGAUGUUGUGGAGAACGUUUAGAUUUCCAUUGAUAAUUAAGUGGUGAAAGUAUGAUGUAAGCACCAGAAGAGUGAACACUAUUUCAGCAAAUGUUGUUAGCCUAUACGUUUUCUUUUGAAGAAAAGGUUGAAUCCUCUUUGACUUUGAUUAGUCAGAAAUUGAGAGUUGGCUGAUUUUAUUUUAUUUUGUUCCUGCUGACUAGAACGAGCUGCUAUUCCACCGGUCACUCCCCGUUCUCUCUCCUCAGCCAAACAAAAAAUUGAAAUGACUGUAUUAAACCUUUACAGAUAUUUGAUAUUGCUUCUUAAAGCAAGUGUGAGUAGAAGGGGCUGAUUAACCAUAUGAAUGAAAAUUUAUUCAGAGAAUCUUUGAUAGUAAAAGUUCCUCUUUAGUGUAUGUAUACAAAGUAUCUUUGUCAACAUGUAAGGGUAUUCGAGUUUAAUUUUUAUAAGUACACAGAUUAUCAUACAAUAUUUAUAUACAAAAAAACACAAAAAAAUGUUUAAUAGCUUUUACAGAUGUUUCUAGAGUGGCUUAUUGAAAUCAAUAGCUUUCUAGUGAAUCAGCGUGUUAAGUGGAUCCGGGGUGAUGUAUCUGUGAUGUGUUAAUAUGCAGUUUAGUGUUAUUUUACAGUUGUUUCAUUCUGUAUUUAUUUGUGUGUGAACACAAUGGGGUUUUAUGUUGUGUGAAUUUUUUGUGUAUUUCCUCGUUCACACUUGCUGCACAUGUGAAUUUUUUUAAAAAAUGCAACAAACUUCAAGGUGGUGUGUGAACCUCAAGUUCAGUUUGAUCAGCAGUUUCUUCUGAAAUACCCUUUGGCCCGCCUUAACCAAACCAGGAAUACUAAACUAUUGCACAGCAUCCAAUGUUAACUGUUUGAGACCUGUAUCUGCGCUGCAGUCUUUUUUUAAAUACGGGGGAUGAACCUUGAAUUCCUUGAACUUUUGUUGGCUUGUGUAUCAUCGUCAUCUCCAAGGUCCCCUGUAUCUUCUGAACUUUGUAUUAAUUUGUACACAUUCACUGCCAACACAAACUAAGGGAUUUGUUCUUUCGUUGUAUUGAAGUAGAAUAUAUAUUACAAAGAUUUGGAAACGCAAAAUAUAUUCAAUGUCUAAUGUAAUUUUAUGUUAAAUGUGUAAUUGAAGGUGCUGUUCAAUUGUUGAGCUGUUAUUGGAGUUGCUGAUUGUUCACUGUUAACCCAUGUUUGGUCUGAAAUACAAAUCUAUUUGGCUAAACUGCAUACAUGACUUUGUUUCUCGCACACCUCUAUCUAAUUGUGAUAUAAUACUUGUAGAAGAUGGUGUUCUACACAAUUCUUUUCAGUAACAAGAAACUUAUUUUUAUUGUCAGAAACAAUUUCUAUCUGUGCAUAAAGGGCUGUGCAAAACACCCUCAGCAUCUCAACAUAACCUGGCUUCGAUCUACUGAACUGCCCGCUGAGCAUCAUUACCAAGAACUCCUGGAUAGAAUCCCAAUCAACCCGGUUUUAAAACAAAAAGGAUUUGUAACAUAUCCCACUACAAUCUAUUAAUUUGUACAAAUCUUAAGAUUUAUGGAGGACCUUUUGAAUCAGAAUAUGUAACUAUUCUGCAGUUUAAAAACUAUAACACACUGAGUUUAUAAGGCUGCACAAUAUAGUUACCAAAUAUCAAAGUGUGGGGCUGGAUGAACACAGCAGGCC
Molecule: messenger RNA, 3720 nt
Organism: Stegostoma tigrinum
Lineage: Eukaryota; Metazoa; Chordata; Chondrichthyes; Orectolobiformes; Stegostomatidae
Product: transcription factor MafG
Exons: 3
Coding region: 224-712 (162 amino acids)
Biological process (GO): regulation of epidermal cell differentiation; regulation of transcription by RNA polymerase II
Cellular component (GO): nucleus
Molecular function (GO): DNA-binding transcription factor activity, RNA polymerase II-specific; RNA polymerase II cis-regulatory region sequence-specific DNA binding
Source: RefSeq, a predicted model, not a curated record